UCCUCCCGGAACUCGCCUAAAGAAGUGCACAGAAUUACUGUCACCGCUCGCGGCCGCUGCACUACCGACAUGGCCCUGCCACCCUUCUUCGUCCAGGGCCGCCAGGGGCCGCCGCCCCCGCAGCCACCGCCUUCCGCUCCGUUCGGCUGUCCGCCCCCGCCGCUGCCCUCCCCGGCUUUCCCGCCGCCUCUUCCCCAGCGGCCCGGCCCUUUCCCGGGGGCAUCCACCCCCUUCCUCCAGCCUCCGCUGGCACUGCAGCCCCGCGCCCCGGCCGAGGCCUCCCGCGGCGGCGGCGGCGGUAGCAGUGGCGGCUCCUUCUUUCCGGUGCCGCCCCCGCCGCUGCCGCCUCCGCCGCCGCAGUGCCGGCCCUUCCCCGGGCCCGACGCCGGCGAGCGUCCGCGGCCACCGCCUCCAGGCCCUGGGCCGCCCUGGAGCCCGCGCUGGGCCGAGGCGCCGCCGCCGCCUGACGUGCUCGGGGACGCGUCCCUGCAGCGCCUGCGCGACCGGCAGUGGCUGGAGGCGGUGUUCGGGAACCCCCGGCGGCCGGGCGGCCCCGGGCCCCCGCGCACACCCGUCGGGCCUAGCCUGGGCGAGGUGCGCGCGCGAUUGCGCGCCGCUUUGCGCCUAGUGCGGCGGCUACGCAGCCUGGGGCAGUCCCUGCGCGAGGCCGAGGCCGACGGAGCGGCCUGGGCCUCGCUGCACGCUCAGGCCGUACCAUUGCGAGCGGAGCUAACCGAGCGGCUGCAGCCGCUGGCCCAGGCCGCCUAUGUGGGCGAGGCGCGACGGAGGCUGGAGAGGGUCCGGCGCCGCCGGUUGUGGCUUCGUGAGAGGGCCCGGGAACGCGAGGCUGAGCGGGAGGCGGAGGCCGCGCAGGCCGCGGAACGGGAGCAGGAGAUUGACCGCUGGAGGGUGAAAUGCGUGCAGGAAGUGGAGGAAAAGAAGCGGGAGCAGGAACUCAAAGCGGCUGCUGAUGGGGUCUUGUCUGAAGUAAGGAAAAAACAAUCGGACACUAAAAGAAUGGUGGACAUUCUGCGUGCUUUAGAGAAACUGAGGAAACUGAGGAAAGAAGCCGCAGCAAGGAAAGGGGUCUGUCCUCCUGCCUCAGCGGAUGAGACUUUUGAGAACCAUCUUCAGCGGCUGAGAAAACUCAUUAAAAAGCGCUCUGAACUGUAUGAAGCUGAAGAGAGAGCCCUCCGAGUUAUGUUGGAAGGAGAACAGGAGGAAGAGAGGAAAAGAGAAUUAGAAAAGAAACAGAGAAAAGAGAGAGAGAGACUUUUACUUCAGAAGCGUGAAAUUGAGUCCAAGUUAUUUGGAGAUCCGGAUGACUUCCCACUUGCUCACCUCUUACAGCCGUUCCGCCAGUAUUACCUCCAGGCCGAGCACUCCCUGCCUGCGCUCAUUCAGAUAAGGCAUGAUUGGGAUCAGUACCUGGUGCCGUCUGAUCAUCCUAAAGGCAACUCCGUUCCCCAAGGAUGGGUCCUUCCCCCGAUCCCCAGCAACGACAUCUGGGCAACGGCUGUUAAGAUGCAUUAAGAGGCUCCAGGAGCGUGGUCCCACAGGCGAGCACUGCAGCUCUAGAUACUAGUGAUGCUGUCAUCUCUGCUGUGGUCUUCUGCACAACUUCAACUCCAUGCGGCAUUGUCCUGGCUGGAAGUCCUGCUUCCUUCUGUUCUCUGCCCUGGCCAGUGUGCCUCUUGCAGCAGGAAAGGGCCUAGAUGAACUGGGGUUAUUAGCACAGCAGUGGCCUUCAUUCACUAAAUCUGCCUCUGUUUUGAGGGGCUUGGUCUGGUGUGGCCUGCUCAUUUGCUGUAGUUUGUUGUAUUUUGGUGGGUAAGUACAGUCAGCACUUGGUUACUGCUUGAAGGUUCACUGAGGAGAGUCAGCAGCCACUACUCCUGAUCUUCCCAUACCGACUGCCCUCCAGCUCCCAGGGGUGCAGGUCAGAGUUUGACCUACAGUUCUGUUAACCCCAGUUCUGGUGCAGUUGGGAGGCUGCUCCUGAGGACCAUGGCAGUGGCUGUAGACUGGGCUGCCAGGAAUGCUGACGGCUUAGAACUGUUGUCUAUCCUGUGGAGAGCUUAGGAAACCCAAGGGCCAGACCAGGUCGGCUCGUGCUCUGACAGACAGUGCCUGUGUUCCUCAUGAAAGCGCCAAUCUAUAGAGUUCCGAGGGAUCUAGCUGUGGGGUCUCCAGGAAUAGAAACGUGUUUCCCUAUGGGACCGUAAUCUCAGUCACAUGGUAGGGACUGGGGUAGCUCUGGGAUUUUUUUCCCCCCUUAGCUCAAGCUUCCAAAAAUAUCCAUAUAGUAAAAGUUGGGAAAAGAGCAAAUAUGAACGGUAAAUUUUAUUUUUUAUAUUCAUUAAUAAGAGCUAUUGUGCUUGGACAUGAUCAAUCAUAUGACAUGUUAUGGUUUUUGUUUUGCUUUAUUCUGGGUUUUGUUAUUUAAUUUCCUAAAAGCUAAAUAAAUACCAUUUUCACUUUU
Molecule: messenger RNA, 2482 nt
Organism: Peromyscus californicus insignis
Lineage: Eukaryota; Metazoa; Chordata; Mammalia; Rodentia; Cricetidae
Gene: Pdcd7
Product: programmed cell death 7
Exons: 5
Coding region: 70-1533 (487 amino acids)
Source: RefSeq, a predicted model, not a curated record